Colletotrichum truncatum is the source of this 927-nucleotide messenger RNA. Lineage: Eukaryota; Fungi; Ascomycota; Sordariomycetes; Glomerellales; Glomerellaceae. The record is from RefSeq and is a predicted model, not a curated record.
AUGGCCCUGACGGAACAAUCAGCCGCACCUCAGGGUUGGGGUCGUUGGCAACAACAACACGCCGCAAGCGAUUAUACCAUGAUGGACAACUCAAACUUCGUGUCUUAUGACGCGAGAGCUGCAACGUCGGCCCCUAUGAACGGAGCCAUCAUGGCUCCCCAGUACAUGGUUGGAAACCACUACGGCGUCGCAUCUAUGCCGACCAUGGGGCACCCGUGCCCGACCCAGAACCAUUUCGCCUACACCCAAUACGAUUCGUCUCCAGCCAACAUGAACAUGCCCUUCAGACUACCAGCACAACAGGAGCGCCAGAUGAUGCCUGUUGUGGCGCCAGAACACGAGGUACCUCGCGCGAGUUCCUACCCUCAGGAAAGCCCCUCUGUUCAAAACGACCGUCAUCGUAGCCCUUCAACCCGGAGCGAGACGAAGCUUAGCGCUCCAAAGACUCCCCACCCACUCAACACCAAGGACAUUAAGUUCAACAAGCCUACCAGUGCCGAGCCUGUCAACUUCACCACCGCCAUUGAUACCCUGAUGAAGGCCAUCCAGAAGAGGCACGAUUCAGAAGAUAUCGUCAAGGGUGUACCCGAGAUUGAGAAGGUGGUGAAGCCCGAACCCAAGUCGCCCCAACCCCGGGCUCAAACCCAGACCCAAGGUCAGAGCCAGGCACAAAGCCAGCCACAGAGUCAGCCACAGGGUGAGACUACCACAGAGCCAGCAGAUGCACCAAAACCGAAGAAAUACAUUUGCGACGUCGACGGGUGUGGCAAGAGCUUCUACCAGAGCACUCACCUGGACACGCACAAGCGUGCCCAUACCGGAGAGAAGCCAUACGCAUGCAACUGGCCGCGUUGCGGACGCACUUUCUCACAGCCAGGCAACCUCAAGGUAAGCGAACGCCCGAAGUUGAAGGCAUACAUGAACUGA